CCUCCCCCAAGACGCUGCCUUUCGGCCUCGGGACGCCGUGACGCUGCGUUCCUGCAGUCCCUUGCCACCUCCCUCUUUCUUCCAGUCUGGGGAAGCUCAGUGCUGGACUUCCGAAGACCUUUUACGACACUGGGUCUCGGAGUUGGUCUCAGCGCGGGAUCCACUUUUCGGCAAAGUGACGUGGACGUCAACAGCAAUGGCGGAAGGAGAAGAGGUCCUGCCGCUGCCAACGUCGAGCGGCGACGGCUGGGAAAGAGAUCUUGAAGAAGCUCUGGAAGCAGGAGGUUGUGAUCUUGAAACUUUGAGAAAUAUAAUUCAAGGAAGACCACUGCCUGCUGAUCUGAGGGCCAAAGUUUGGAAGAUUGCUCUGAAUGUUGCAGGAAAAGGUGAUAGUUUGGCAUCAUGGGAUGGUAUUUUAGACUUGCCAGAACAGAACACUAUUCACAAAGAUUGCCUGCAGUUUAUGGACCAGCUUUCAGUGCCAGAGGAGAAGGCAACAGAAUUACUUUUGGAUAUUGAAUCUGUAAUUACCUUUUAUUGUAAAUCACGUAACAUUAAAUAUAGCACAUCCCUUAGCUGGAUACAUCUACUCAAACCAUUGGUGCAUCUUCAACUGCCACGCAGCGAUUUAUACAACUGCUUUUAUGCCAUAAUGAAUAAGUACAUUCCCAGGGAUUGUUCCCAGAAAGGGAGACCAUUUCAUCUCUUCAGGUUGCUCAUCCAAUACCAUGAGCCUGAGCUUUGUUCUUAUCUUGAUACAAAGAAAAUUACUCCAGACUCCUAUGCACUCAACUGGCUUGGAAGUCUUUUUGCAUGUUACUGUUCCAUUGAAGUCACUCAGGCAAUAUGGGAUGGAUAUCUACAACAAGCAGAUCCAUUUUUUAUUUAUUUCUUAAUGUUAAUUAUCCUUGUUAAUGCAAAAGAAGUUAUUUUGACACAAGAGUCAGACAGCAAAGAAGAAGUUAUCCAGUUCUUGCAAAAUACUCCAUCCAGUCUGAAUAUAGAAGAUAUAGAAGACCUUUUCUCUCUGGCUCAGUAUUAUUGCAGCAAAACACCAGCUUCUUUUAGGAAGGAUAAUCACCAUCUCUUUGGUAGUACUUUGUUGGGAAUUAAGGAUGAUGAUGCAGAUCUGAGUCAGGCUCUUUGUCUGGCCAUCUCAGUGUCAGAGAUCCUUCAAGCGAAUCAGCUACAAGGGGAAGGAGUCCGGUACUUUGUGGUGGAUUGCCGUCCUGCAGAGCAAUAUAAUGCUGGGCAUUUAGCAACUGCUUUCCACUUAGAUUCAGAUCUGAUGCUCCAGAAUCCAUCUGAGUUUGCACAGUCAGUAAAAUCCUUGCUGGAAGCACAGAAGCAGUCCAUUGAGUCUGGCUCCAUAGCUGGUGGGGAGCACCUCUGUUUUAUGGGCAGUGGCAGGGAGGAAGAAGACAUGUAUAUGAACAUGGUCCUGGCACACUUUUUACAGAAAAACAAAGAAUAUGUGAGUAUUGCCAGUGGAGGAUUUAUGGCACUGCAGCAGCACCUGGCAGACAUUAAUGUGGAUGGACCAGAAAAUGGAUAUGGCCAUUGGAUUGCUAGUACCUCAGGCUCAAGGAGCAGUAUCAAUUCUGUUGAUGGUGAAUCUCCUAAUGGCUCAAAUGAUAGAGGAAUGAAAUCACUAGUAAAUAAAAUGACUGUGGCUUUGAAGACAAAAUCCGUUAAUGUCAGGGAAAAAGUUAUCAGUUUUAUAGAGAAUACAUCAACUCCUGUGGAUCGAAUGUCUUUCAAUCUUCCUUGGCCAGACAGAUCAUGUACAGAGCGGCAUGUGAGCAGCAGUGACAGAGUGGGCAAGCCUUACCGUGGUGUAAAGCCUGUUUUCAGCAUUGGGGAUGAAGAAGAAUACGACACAGAUGAAAUUGACAGUUCUUCAAUGUCAGAUGAUGAUAGGAAAGAGGUUGUAAACAUUCAGACUUGGAUAAACAAGCCAGAUGUCAAACAUCAUUUUCCUUGUAAAGAAGUAAAAGAAAGUGGACACAUGUUUCCCAGUCAUCUGUUGGUUACCGCAACACAUAUGUAUUGUUUAAGGGAGAUUGUUUCACGGAAAGGAUUGGCUUAUAUACAGUCUCGACAAGCGCUGAAUUCUGUAGUUAAAAUUACAUCCAAAAAAAAACAUCCUGAACUCAUUACCUUCAAGUAUGGAAAUAGCAGUGCUUCAGGAAUAGAAAUCUUGGCAAUUGAAAGGUAUUUGAUUCCAAAUGCAGGGGAUGCUACUAAAGCCAUAAAACAGCAGAUCAUGAAAGUUUUGGAUGCUUUGGAAAGUUAAUAUAAAAGAAAAUUAUUUAAAAAGAAAUUAAGACAACCAAGAGAAACAUGGACAUAUACUUCCUGGUGAAUACUAACUGGAGACCUUUCAUUUGCUCAUGGGGCUGCUUAAAUAGCAGGUCUAAGAAAGUGUAAAUUAUUAUAAUCAAUCUGUGGACAGUAAACUUUUUAAAAAU
Messenger RNA from Piliocolobus tephrosceles (Ugandan red Colobus), 2471 nucleotides. It is a transcript of the gene TBC1D23, whose product is annotated as TBC1 domain family member 23. The transcript is spliced from 19 exons. Gene Ontology annotation, biological process: retrograde transport, endosome to Golgi; embryonic brain development. Gene Ontology annotation, cellular component: trans-Golgi network. The coding region runs from base 197 to 2296 and encodes 699 amino acids. Lineage: Eukaryota; Metazoa; Chordata; Mammalia; Primates; Cercopithecidae. The record is from RefSeq and is a predicted model, not a curated record.